Anopheles darlingi is the source of this 1961-nucleotide messenger RNA. It is a transcript of the gene Ssl1, whose product is annotated as general transcription factor IIH subunit 2. Gene Ontology annotation, molecular function: zinc ion binding. Gene Ontology annotation, cellular component: transcription factor TFIIH core complex; transcription factor TFIIH holo complex. Gene Ontology annotation, biological process: nucleotide-excision repair; DNA-templated transcription; regulation of transcription by RNA polymerase II. The transcript is spliced from 3 exons. The record is from RefSeq and is a predicted model, not a curated record. Lineage: Eukaryota; Metazoa; Arthropoda; Insecta; Diptera; Culicidae. Bases 477 to 1733 code for a protein of 418 amino acids.
UUCAAAAUCGUUGUAUAAAAGGGGAGUUUUUAACUUUUCUGAACAAUUUCGUAAAUUUCGUGAUAAAGAUAACGGUGAUACGAGGAAAUUAGCAUCAUUUCCAACUACUGGUAUCGCGUCCGUCGUUCGUUCCGUGGAAAAGUAGGCCGGGAAAGUGUUAAACACACGGCGCUAAAGAUCGCCAAAAAGACCGGGCUGAAACCACGAAAAGGAUUCUGAAUCCUUUUACAACACCGGAACCAACUCUCAAUCAUCUCCAGAAGGUACAAAAAUCUGCGGCAGCAAUCCGGGUAUCUCGACCGGAAUCCACUUCUGAAAUCAUCACGGCAAGAUCCGGAGUAACCGCAAGAGGCCUAUAUCCUCAGAGAAGCUUGCGAACGCCCAGGAAGGUGGAUUCAAGGAAGAAGGCGAUCGUCAGACCGGAAGAAUAAUUUAUCAAAUUCGGGCAAAGAUUGUGUUUGGCCACAACAGUAACGAUGGCAGAGGAGGAAGAUCCAAAGGAAUACCGCUGGGAGACGGGAUACGAGAAAACAUGGGAGGCAAUCAAAGAGGACGACGAUGGAUUGAUCGAAGGAUCGGUAACCGAUAUUAUACAGAAGGCGAAGCGAAAGCGGCAAGCCAUGAAGCGUGGCUUCAGCAAACUCGGAAUGAUGCGCCACCUGUACGUCCUGCUCGAUUGCUCUGAAGCGAUGAGCGUGCCGGAUCUGAAACCCACGCGUUUUAUCUGUUCGCUGAAGCUCCUGGAGUUGUUCAUCGAAGAGUUUUUCGAUCAAAAUCCUAUCUCUCAGCUCGGCGUCAUUGCGAUGAAAGCGAAGCGUGCGGAAAAGAUUACCGAGCUGAGCGGUACGGCCCGGAAACACGUGAAGGCGGUGCACGCUCUCAACACGCAGCUUACGGGAGAACCAUCGCUACAGAAUGGUCUGGAGCUGGCGCUCAAAACACUGCGGCUGGUACCGUCCCAUGCCAGCCGCGAGGUGCUGGUGAUCAUGGGUAGCCUUACGACAUGCGAUCCUACCGACAUUCACGUGACGAUCGAGACGCUUAAGACGGAAGGUAUUCGCUGUUCGGUCGUCUCACUGUCGGCCGAGAUCCGUAUCUGCAAGUAUCUCUGCACCGAAACGGGAGGUACGUACGCUGCCGUUCUAGACGAUGCACACUACAAGGACCAGCUGCUGCAGCACAUCGAUCCACCGCAGGCGGGAAAUCAGCAGGAGUUUUCCCUCAUCAAAAUGGGCUUCCCGCAUGGCAAGACGGAGACGGGUAAAGAGCCACCAUUGACGAUGUGUAUGUGCCACAUAGACAGUACUGACGAACCGGCAAAACUGACCUCAGGCGGGUACCACUGUCCGCAGUGCUACAGCAAGUAUUGUGAGCUGCCUGUUGAAUGUGCUGCGUGCGGGUUGACGUUGGCUUCGGCACCACAUCUGGCUCGUAGCUUUCAUCACCUGUUUCCUGUGCCACACUUCAAGGAGCUUACGCUUGAACAAGUACAACAAGAAGCGCGUGAAGUACCGGUCAACUACUGUUACGCCUGCCAGAAGCCACUCACCGUUACCACGGACAAGACGGUGUACGAGUGUGAUGCCUGUCGUAUGGUGUUCUGCAUCGAUUGUGAUAUUUUCAUUCACGAAACGCUGCACUCGUGCGUCGGCUGCACCACCAUUCCGGCCUCGGCACAAACCCUGCAGGCACGAAAGCCAGUGGCGCCACCACAUAGUUUGUCCAUCAUUUAAACUCUAUCCUACCAACAGUACGCUAGGCCUGAAUCAAAUAUUUGGUUGCUUCCUACGGCUUGCUUCGACGAUGGAAGCAACAGUCCAAGAAAGUAGAACAACAGAAACACAAUAACAUAAAGUAGUCAUUGAUCGCAAGAUGGAAAGAAAGCCCUUCAAGGAAAUACCGGCGAUUGUAUCUGUUCGAAUCAGUGAGUAAACACGAAUUGCUUAUGGCGAUUUGAUAGC